Molecule: messenger RNA, 3296 nt
Organism: Crotalus tigris (Tiger rattlesnake)
Lineage: Eukaryota; Metazoa; Chordata; Lepidosauria; Squamata; Viperidae
Gene: DCAF11
Product: DDB1 and CUL4 associated factor 11
Exons: 14
Coding region: 234-1856 (540 amino acids)
Biological process (GO): proteasome-mediated ubiquitin-dependent protein catabolic process
Cellular component (GO): Cul4-RING E3 ubiquitin ligase complex
Molecular function (GO): protein binding
Source: RefSeq, a predicted model, not a curated record
GGGGAGGGUUGAACAGGGAGGUUUCUGGAUGCUUCUGGGGCGGCUCAGAGGCGCUAGUCCUCAGUAAGGAGGGCCUGGAUGGGCUUUGGAGGAAGCGCACCGUGUCCUCUCCUCCCUGCCCCUCCUCGGCUUUCUUUUGGGUGGCUUUCCUCUUUCACCACCCUCUCCUUUCUGAACCCCAGGAGGGGCAGAGUGUGAGUGUGGGGCCAAGCUGGAGAAUGCCCUGAUAAGCCAUGGGCUCCCGCAGCAGUAGCAACGCUGGCUCUGGGGGCCGGGAGAACCAAGGCGGCUGGUCUCAGAGGGACUCGGGCAUCGUGCGCGGCCAAGACGAGGACGACGAGGAUGUGGAUCUGGCCCAGGUACUGGCAUACCUACUGCGCAGAGGACAGUUUCACCUCAUGCAGGGAGGGGGGGCAGCCAGCGCCCGGGUAUUCCAGGCUGUUUCGGAUUCCGACGACGACACUGACAGCGCUUGGGAAGGACGUUUAGGAGACCAGUACAAACCCCCAGUGGAUUUGACCCCAGACACACGGGAACUGGAGUACAACGAGAUCAAAACACGCAUCCAGUUAGCAACCGGCAGACUUGGGCCUGGGCGAGGCGCCUGUAGCAUCCCAAGGCUACUUUGCCAGAGGGAGCGAGGCCUUUGCCAUAACAGCAGCUUCUCAGCCGGGGAAUGUUCGCGGAUCGUGUCACACUUCCUUCCCAAUCACCUGACCAUCACAGACUCCUAUUCGCAGAAAGCCUUCUGCGGAAUCUAUUCCCGCGAUGGGCAACUCUUUAUGUCUGCUUGUCAAGACCAGCGAAUCCGCUUGUACGACUGCGCCUACGGAGCCUUCCGGAACAUCCGGAGUAUCAAAGCCCGAGACGUAGGCUGGAGCGUGCUGGACGUCGCCUUCACCCCUGACAGGACCCACUUCCUCUACUCCAGCUGGUCUGACUACAUUCACAUCUGCAACAUCUACGGGGAGAGCGAGACCCAGACAGCCCUGGACUUGAGGCCCGACGAACGCCGCUUCGCCGUCUUUUCCCUGGCGGUCUCCUCAGAGGGAAGGGAAGUGCUUGGCGGGGCCAACUACGGCUGUGUCUACGUGUUUGACAUGGAGCAGAAUAAGCGGACGCUUAAGAUCGAAGCCCACGAAGACGACGUGAAUGCCGUCGCCUUUGCAGACAACAGCUCCCACAUUGUCUUCUCGGGGGGCGACGACGCCAUCUGCAAAGUGUGGGACCGGCGUACCAUGCGAGAGGACGACCCCCGGCCUGUGGGGAUCUUGGCAGGCCACCAGGAUGGUAUCACCUUCAUCGACAGCAAAGGAGAUGCGCGCUACCUCAUCUCCAACUCCAAAGACCAGACCAUUAAGCUGUGGGACAUGCGCAAGUUCUCGGGCCAGGAGGGCUUGGAAGCCUCCCGCCACGCUGUCACGCAGCAGAUUUGGGAUUAUCGCUGGCAGCAGGUGCCCAAAAAAGCCCGACGUAAAUCAAAACUUCCAGGUGACACAUCUCUCAUGACCUACCGGGGCCACGGAGUCCUGCACACCCUGAUCCGCUGCCGGUUUUCCCCUCCUCACAGCACUGGGCAGCAGUAUAUUUACAGCGGCUGCUCCACCGGGAGGGUGGUAGUCUACGAUCUCCUGAGCGGCCUCAUUGUGAAGAAAUUGAUCAAUCACCAAGCCUGCGUCCGGGAUGUGAGUUGGCAUCCGUACGAGGAGAAGAUCGUCAGCACCUCGUGGGAUGGAAACAUCUGCCUCUGGGAGUAUCACCAAACAGACUACGAUGAAGACGAUCUCGGCGACCCCCAGCAGCUUUUAAGCGCCCGAGAAAAGUACCCCAGGCUAGCUGGCACCCCACACCAGUAGCCUUUUCCCCUGGCCGGUUGGGACUCCAGUUUGGGACUCGCUCAGGGCCGAGAGUGGGGGGGGGGGAAUUAACGUCUUGCAUUGCCAAUAGUUCAAGGGGUUUUUGCCCGGGCAGGGGGGAAAGCUUUGGGCGAACCCUGCCACCCCUCUGGAACUGACCACUCUUCCCUCGCCGAAACCUUGGGCGCAAACCGGCUCCAGGACACGGAUCGUCCUUCCGUGCGCGGAUCCCAAGGAUAGCGACUCCUCCGGAGGUCUUUCGUCUGCGCCGGGCCUGGGUUCUGCAGCCCUCCGGAUGAGCUGAGGACGAAUCCUGGUCUUGAGGAGAGAAUGGCUGCCAUUGACAUUCACAUCUGGGGGGGGGGAGCCUGGCGCCGGUUGCCUCUGAGGGUCCUUGGAAGGGAACCUACUAUUUUUUGGGGGGUGCACAGAAUCAUGAAGGGGAAGUCACCCCAAGAGCGGUCGGUCCUAGCUAGCCUGGCCAGUUCCCUCUCCCUUAGAUGUUCUCAGCAAAGCCAGGAUUCGUUGGCCACCUUGGCAAAAAAAAAAAAAAGGGGGAUGCAACGCACCUCAGUAGUUACAAGACUUGAACCUCGGUCUGGAGCUUAUCAGGGAAUGGGAAAAUAUAUAUAUAUAAUAAAUCCACUUUUUCCUCCGGAUCUGAGCUACCGAGAGGCCCACUGGCGUUAAGGGCAGCUGCAGUUGGCAGCUGCCGAUACAGGAGAUUUCCCUGCAAGAUCCCUGGCGCUCCGAAGUUUUCCUUUGGGGUCAGUUGAAAGCCACCCCACCCCAUUCUUGCUGACCCCCUAGGAGGCUCGGGGGGGGGGGCGGGCUUGCGGGAUAUUCGUAGGGCCGCACAAAAGAUGUCAGCAGCUUCUAGAGAUUGUUAGCCCCCCCCCCCAAAAUCAGGAGUCUCUUUCUCUCCCUUCUCUGGGGGGGGCAGCCCUCCUUGGAAGUGGGGGGGGGCAAGCUUUGCUGUCAUCUUUAGCCUUAAAAGAUGUCCCCCAACUUGGCCCUUUCUGGGGGGGGGCUAACUACAUCCUCGGCUCUUGUUCCGAAACGCUCACAGGCGGGGGUCUCGCCUGCUCUAUAAAUAUAACAGUGAGGCUUCUGCAAGGGGGGUGUGUGUGUGUGUGUGUGUGUGUGUGUGUGUGUGUGUGUGUUUUUAAAUGAUGGAAGGGGUGAGCGAGAAGUGCCACGUGUCGCUUCUCUGUGUGUGAGAGCUGAAGAAAUCCUUGUUUGUUUUCUCCAGUUGGAGAAGGAGACCCCCCCCUUCUUUCCCCGGGGUCCGGCCUUCUGCGGUAUGGGGGGGGGGUACGGGUGCCGUGCUGAGGCUCCCUUCCAAAUCUAGGUUUUUGUAGAAGGGGAGGGCCCGGCCCUCUCCCGUUUCAGGGGCGAUGGAAACGUCUGUCCGUCUUAAUAAAAGUGGUUCGAAUUUGA